AUUUGACAGCACAAUACAUUCUGUCAAGUUUACAUGCAUUAUAUUUUUAUUCGUCCGGUGACGUAUUCUACGACUUAAGUUACUUGAAGAGAUUUCACUUGAAAGGUUUGUUAUUAACGUUGCAGAUUAAUAUUAAAAUGCAUCUGUGGGUUCUAUGCGCGUCUGUUAUUCUGGUGCCUUUGCUGUGUGAUGCGCGGAUCUCUAAGCGUUAUGUGAUCGGUUGUCCGGAGCGCUGCGAUAAGAGUCUGUGUCCGCCCAUACCGGCCGACUGUCUGGCCGGAGACAUCCUGGACCAGUGCGACUGCUGCACGGUGUGCGCGGCCGGCGAGGGUGAGCCCUGCGGCGGUACAGGGAAACUGGGAGACCCGGAGUGUGGAGAGGGUCUGGACUGCGCUGUGUCGGAGGGGGUCGAACCAACGACGACCGUGAGGAGGAGAGGAAAGACCGGCGUGUGCGUGUGUAAGAGCCCUGAGGCCGUCUGCGGCAGUGAUGGGCAGUCUUACAGGAACAUCUGCGAACUCAAGAGAGUCAGUAACCGGGCACAGAAACUCCAGCAGCCGCCCAUCAUCUUCAUCCAGAGAGGAGCCUGCGGGAAAGUACGUACCCAAGCUUGGCCUGUCAACAUUGUGAACUUCACUCUUAAAAACAGCUUUAUUCUUGGAAUGAUGUUCAGCAAGCGGGAAGUGGAGGUUGCCAGCGGCUCUGGUUUCGUGGUGUCUGAAGAUGGCCUGAUUGUAACCAAUGCCCAUGUGGUAGCCAACAAACACCGGGUGAUGGUCGAGCUGAAGACCGGCAUCACCUAUGAAGCCAAAAUCAAAGAUGUGGAUGAGAAAGCAGACAUCGCUCUAAUCAAGAUAGACGCUCCGAUGAAACUACCAGUGCUGUUGUUGGGUCGGUCAGCUGAUCUGAGACCAGGCGAGUUUGUGGUUGCUAUCGGCAGUCCGUUCUCCCUUCAGAACACAGUGACUACAGGCAUCGUCAGCACCACCCAGAGAGGCGGCAAAGAGCUGGGCCUGCGUAACUCUGACAUGGACUACAUCCAGACAGAUGCCAUCAUCAAUUACGGUAAUUCAGGAGGGCCCCUGGUGAACCUGGAUGGUGAAGUGAUAGGAAUCAACACGCUGAAGGUGACAGCAGGAAUAUCCUUCGCUAUUCCUUCUGACAAGAUCCGACAAUUCCUGGCCGAGUCUCACGACAGACAGGCUAAAGGUCAGGAGCAAAAUGAGCUAAAUCUGAAACUCUUACAUUGCCGAUUAAAACAUGGCGGUCUGAAGGAGAGCGACGUCAUAAUCAGCAUUAACGGUCAGAGGAUUACGUCAGCCAGUGACGUCAGCACGGCCAUCAAGAAAGACGACAGUCUGAGAGCAGUGGUACGACGUGGCAAUGAAGACGUCAUCCUCACAAUCAUUCCUGAGGAGAUUGACCCUUGA
This is a messenger RNA of Sinocyclocheilus grahami, 1430 nucleotides long. RefSeq names its product serine protease HTRA1B-like. The record is from RefSeq and is a predicted model, not a curated record. The transcript has 8 exons. Gene Ontology annotation, molecular function: serine-type endopeptidase activity; protein binding. Gene Ontology annotation, biological process: proteolysis; positive regulation of apoptotic process; programmed cell death. Gene Ontology annotation, cellular component: extracellular region. Bases 138 to 1430 code for a protein of 430 amino acids. NCBI's taxonomy places the organism in Eukaryota, Metazoa, Chordata, Actinopteri, Cypriniformes, Cyprinidae.